AUGAAGUCUUCGUCAUCAUCAUUAGCAGGCAUCAAUACAGCAGCAGAAGCAGCAGGAGGAGGAGAAGGUGGUAGGAGUAGUGGUGGUGGGGGUAAUAGUAAUAGUACUACUGCUACUACUGAUGGUAAUAGUAACAAUACUAGUAGUAGUAGCAGUAGUAGUAGUAAUAGUAACACAGGCGGAGGAGGUGGUGGUGGUAGCACGAGUGAAACAACAACGCCACAACAACAACAAGACCGUGAAGUUGUUUAUCAGCUUUUACUCGAUUUAUGUGUCUUAGAAAAACGAGAAGCUGCCUUAGGCGACCUCUCCAAGCGAAGAGACCAAGUCGCUGAUCUAGCACCCUUACUAUGGUAUAGCUUUGGAACUAUAGCCGCCAUACUACAAGAAAUCAUUGCAAUAUAUCCAUGUCUCUCACCUCCAACGCUGACGGCGCCUGCGUCAAAUCGCGUGUGCAACUCGCUGGCGUUGUUGCAGUGCGUCGCUGCUCACCCGGAGACUCGGCAGGCUUUUCUUAAUGCGCACAUUCCACUGUUUCUCUACCCGUUUCUGAAUACGGUUGCAAAGACGAGGCCUCUCGAGUAUCUACGAUUGACGUCUCUAGGAGUCAUAGGAGCUCUAGUUAAGGUUGAUGAUGCAGAAGUUAUUAAUUUCCUUUUGCAAACAGAAAUUAUUCCCCUCUGCCUUCGCAUCAUGGAGACCGGAUCUGAACUCUCGAAAACUGUGGCAACAUUCAUCGUCCAGAAAAUACUUCUCGACGAUGUAGGCCUCUCGUAUAUAUGCGCAACAGCAGAACGCUUCUACGCGGUUAGUACGGUUCUCUGCAACAUGGUGACUACACUUGCAGAGCAUCCUUCUGCUCGACUACUCAAGCAUGUAGUGCGAUGUUACCUUCGGCUCGCUGAUAAUAACAGAGCUCGAGAGGCUUUACGCCAGUGUCUUCCUGAUGCUCUCAAAGAUGGAACAUUUGCUUCGACGUUGCAAGCAGAGCCGAUGACUCGUAAGUGGCUGGUACAGCUGUUGCAUGCAGUUGCAAGUGUGGGGUCAGGUGAAGAAGAAGAAGAGAAUAAUGAUAAGUUGAUAAUAAUAGUAGUGCUACUGCAGCUGCAGCUACGCAGUAUCAGCACCACCCCCUCCCCCACCACAGCCAUCACCUCCAGCAGCCGUAUUCACCAGCACACCCCUCUGCGGCGGCAGCACUCCAUCUACAAACUUCACAGCAACAGCAACACUUACUUCUACAACAGCAACAACAUUUACUACUACAACAACAGUAUAUUCUUCAACAUUUACAAGGGCAGCAGCAGCACCACCACCACCAGCAUCAGCAGUACACGA
Molecule: messenger RNA, 1338 nt
Organism: Ochotona princeps (American pika)
Lineage: Eukaryota; Metazoa; Chordata; Mammalia; Lagomorpha; Ochotonidae
Product: CCR4-NOT transcription complex subunit 9-like
Biological process (GO): negative regulation of translation; mRNA catabolic process
Cellular component (GO): P-body; CCR4-NOT core complex; CCR4-NOT complex
Source: RefSeq, a predicted model, not a curated record